Molecule: messenger RNA, 6449 nt
Organism: Entelurus aequoreus (snake pipefish)
Lineage: Eukaryota; Metazoa; Chordata; Actinopteri; Syngnathiformes; Syngnathidae
Gene: msantd2
Product: myb/SANT-like DNA-binding domain-containing protein 2
Exons: 4
Coding region: 25-1653 (542 amino acids)
Source: RefSeq, a predicted model, not a curated record
ACCAACCGGAGCGACAUAGACAACAUGGCGGCGUCCUGCAAAGCAGACCAAUCGCCAGAACUGUCGACGCCGUUGAAGAUACCGAAGACAGAGGCGCCUUCCCCCGAGUCGGAGGAUUUGAGUGACAGUAACCAAUACCACUCCGACCCCUCCACACCCAACCGCUUCUCGCCUUUGAACGUGGGCUGCGGGGCUGCCGGUCGGACAGCGGCCUCCUCCUCCUCCAACAGCUACACGGCUUGCCGGGGGAUGUCGUGGACGCCGUCCGAAACGAACGCGCUCAUCGCGGUUUGGGGCAACGAGCGGCUGACGGAGGCCAAGAUGCAGCAGUUGGAGGUCGCGGGCACCAUGUUCACCGGCAAGGCGCCCGGCCCUGCCAUGUACGAGCGGGUGUCCAGAGCUUUGUCGGAGCUGGGCUACGAGAGGACGCCGUCUCAGUGCCGGGAGAGGAUGAAGACACUGAGGCGCUGCUACAGCCGCGUGAAAGAGCAUGGCAUCGGCAAGAGGAAGAGCAGCUACACUAUAGAGCAGCUAGAGAAGGUAUUUGGUCAGGGAGGCUGGGACCCCCAGACUUGUGCCCCAGUCCUGAUCAACAGUAGUGGACUCUACCAGGACAUGGAGUCUGAUAGCAGCACCGUAGAAGAUUACUCCCAAGAGGAUUGGUGUAACCAAGUGCUGGACUCUGCAUUCCAGGAGGUAGACAUGAACAGUGAAAAAAUACAGGUGCCAAAAAACAAAGCUCUUCGGAUUCAAGCUGAGCUGUCAGCACGAACCCAAAAAAUGGAAUUUAUGCAGACGUUGAUUCGUAUCCUAGAUUCAGUGCACCUGAAAUGGGAGCACUUUCAGUCUUGGACUGAGUUUUCUCGGCUGCACCUCUCUAACAAGCUGGCCAUUUUUGGCAUUGGCUAUAACACUCGCUGGCGAGAGGACGUCCGUUAUCAUAAUGCGGAGAUAAGCUCACAGGUGCCGCUGGGAAAGAGGCUUCGAGAAUACUUCAACCCUGAGAAGCCUGAGGGCAAAAUUAUUAUGAACAAAGUUCAAAAGAUGAACUGGAAAAAUGUCUACUACAAGUACUUGGACAUUACCAUCAGCGAGGCACGUUGCCUAGAGCUGCAUAUGGAAGUAGACUGGAUCCCCGUGGCUCUGUCCAGGGAAGCAGUGUGUAGCAUGCGGACAUACCACUACCUCCUACCUGGGGACAUCCCUAAGGCAUAUGGACUAUACGCUAUUGGUUUUGAGGAGGCAUCAUCUGACCAGGAUGAUAUUAAAAACUGUAGCUUACCUCAGUGUGACUCUGAGAAUUGGGCAGAAGGAGCAGGGGAUUGUGAGAGCACUAGAACCAAAGUCACUUACUGCUACCUUGGCAUAGCUGAAGAUAGGAACAUACAACAGUGUGUCCUCCAACAUUUUCAGGGUUCGAGCAAGCACUACGUCCAAGGUGAGCCCUCCUCUGUGACUUGCUUCCUUCAAGAGAACCGCCAAGACGGCGUCACAGAUGACUCAAUGAAAGACGAAGACCCCAUUCGUUGUUUGGCCAUUUACAUAAAAUUCAUAGAAGUGGAUUUGGACUUCUUAUCUGCAGGGUCGCUGGUGGAGUGCCUAGAAACUGCUAUUGGUUAUUCUUUAAAAUACAACAACAAGGAAGCAUUUUAACUGUCUCACAGGUUGUGAAACACUUACUUUGUGCCCAAAGGUUUUGGCAAUGACUCAAAUUUGGUGUUUCAGUAACAUUGCCACUUUAGCUGUUAAACCAUAGGCACAUAUGACACACAGAAAUGGACCGCACUUCAUAGUGCAACUUUCUUCUUUGUUUGGAGGCUGGUUUCACCUUAGGAAUUCAUAGUACUAUGUGCCUAAGUUCAUAGUAUUAGCCACAAAGUCAGCAAAUUAUUCUUAUAAAAUGAUGUUAUAAUUGCCAAAUACAAUCAAAAGUAUUUUUUCAGUUUUACCAAAAACGGUAAUAGCACAAGAUCUGGUUUGGACUGUAAACCGGUCGGUACAAUUCCAUUAAACGCAAGACUGAGAUAUCUCCAUUCGCCCUCGCCAAAUCUAAUAUGGCGCGGACAUCAACGUACUGUAUGUAUGUUGAUGGCUUCAACCCCUGCUGUUUAUUUUCAUGACUAAGUGGGUGGUUUUAUGCCGACCCCUAAUUGCGUGUACGUCAUUGGAAAGUUUAGUUAGUUGAGAUAUAAAUCAUUUGAAGUUUCAAUCGUAAGUGCAGGUUUUGUGAGCACUAAUGUUAGACCGGUUGCAAACAUUAACAUGAUUGUUACUCAAAGUACAGUCGUCCCUCAUUUAUCGCGGUUAAUUGGUACCAGAUAUGACAGUGGAAAACAAAUUUCAGCGAAGUAGAAUUAUUAUUAAUAAAUCAAAUAUUUGAUACUUGGAGCAUAACAAAACUGUUUGCGACCUUCUAAAUAUGUGUUUUUAACAUAAUUACAGCCCUCUAAACAUUAAAUAACACCUUUACUAUAAUUUAACCCAAUAUAGUUUGUACUGAAUUUGUACAGUACUUAACUAUAGCCCAGAGGAUCCUUCAAGCGUCAUUGCUAUGGUUGUCACCCGGCCACGACUUGGAAAUACUUCUUCACAUCCUGGGUAAUACUUCUAAGUUAGAACUGCACCUCCAUGUGCUGAAACCAUGGGCCUAAAUUCUUCUGCAAAAACUUUGCCCACUUGACAGAUGGAGCUACGAUCUUUAGCUGUGAUUUUAGCAAUUCGUGUCUGCUUUCAAGCCCAAGCUCUGUUAUUGAUGUCGAAGAUGAAGUGCAUCAAGAGUUCAUCACUACUUUGGUCGAACAUCUGCUGAUCUCACAUUGUGGUCUUGUUAGCUCAAAGUGCUGCGCCGGCUCUGAUGCUAUGUCCAGCUGUUGUCGUUUGACCAAUAUGGAGAUGUAAUUGGUGAGUCAGGAGUUGGGGGGGCGGAGGGGAAAGUCCAUCAAAAAGUUGUUCCGUCAAAAGUUUGUCAACUUUAGAUUGUUGCGGUGAAGAUACAGUAGCGCCAACAUGAGCAGCCGUGUUGUCGUUAGCAUUGUCACCCUUAACUCGGAAACGGAAGUCCCGCUUGGUGAAUAGCUUAAUCAAUCCGCCACAACAUAUUUAGGCCAAAAAAACAUGUGGAAUAUGUUUUAAAAAAUGAAGCGAAAUGUAGUGUCCCAACUGUAAUCCAAAAGCAAAUCAACGUCCGAAAGGACAAGGUUCAGUUACAUUGACUGUUCCUGUGAAUGUAAACAUAUAAUCCACAUUCAUAAACACAGAUUGACCCCUGCUGCACAUUUCCAUCAUUCUUGUCAGAAGCGCACGUUUUCCACAUAUAAAGAAUUCAAAGAUUCUUUAUUGUUCAUUUUGUCUAUACAUGCAAGACAUACGGAAGACUCGAGCUACGUUUCUCUCUCACCCUGUACUCUGGAGCUAAUUUCCAAGCUCAGGGAGAGUAGCCAUCCAGUCCACACGCACCGCCAAACAGUUUGUCAUUUCCAAGACCAGAAAAGGAAAAAUUACAUUUUAAAGAGACAUCAUAUUGUCUUCAUAAAACAAACAUACACACAAUUCAAGUCCAGAUAGGGAACAAUAUGGUGUUUACUGACUUUGUACUUCAAUGAAGUCCCCAAGAAUGACAACAGUCCUUAGUGAUCUGUGACCUUAUUGAUUGCAAAUUCAGUUAUCUUGGAUGCAUUAGCCACAUCAUGCUACCUAUAAAACUCUGAACUUUGACCCAAUAGACAACUGUUGACCCCCUCUGCCAUUAACUCCUUUGUAGUACCAGUCCCUAUGCUAACAUACGUAGCUCGAGGCAAUUACAUCUAAUCCUAAUGAUGAUUUAUAAAGUGAAGGACCAAUAUGUAUGUCACAUUUGAAAGCGGUUGCACAAUACAGAAGAUAUGUGAUGUAAAUUAGAUACAUUUGGCUUUCAUUAGAUUUGAAUAUUAUCAUCAUAUCGUGAUAAUGCAUGUUGUUGACACAAUUUAGCUAUGUCCCGCAGGUUUGACUGCGACAAGCGAACAAAGGCAUCCUCAACACAUGGUGCCCUUGCUAGCGAGCACAGUACAAAAUUGUUUCUAAAUCUCUAAUACUCUCAUUCAUGGUGGCAAAUAACCUUUGUUUCUUCCAAGUGUCUCUCUGAAGGACAAGGAAUAGCUGAGCAUGCCACACUACACACCAUAGUAGGUCACAGAAAAGCACGGUAAUAUUGACAGUAACAAUACCAAGUUUAGUAUUAGUAUUGGUUUGACCAAUACCGCCUCUGUAACUACUUGAAACUGGAUACGGUAUAUACCCACAUUUGUAGUACUACCCAAAACUAAUAAGUAUCCCAACAACAGCACAUAAAGUGUUUGUUACAUUUUAACAGAAGUGUUGAUAGAACAAUGUUACAACAGAAAGUAGUUGACAGUAAAUUAGCAAUUAGAUUAAUAAUAGUUUAAAAAACAACAACCGGAAAAUACACAAGAUAUUAUCGCAUUUGUCAGCGUUUAGGAGCCUUUAUAACCCCUUUUUGAAAUGAUUCUAUUACUAUUGCUGUAUUAUAUAUUGUGAUUUAUAUCGUUAUUGCAGAGGCUGCAAUAUAUUUCAUGAUAUGGAUUUUGAAGUUACAUCGCCCAUCCUUAAUCCCAUUUUGAUUUCCAGUCCCUGUCACACAAAUCACGACAUUAGAAGGCUUGAACAUGUUUCAGUUUUAUACGAAAAAACAACAUACAACAUUUUCUAAGUUGAUUGUAAAAUACUUAAUUGUGCAAUAUUUACCCUCCUGAUCUUCUGUAGUUGAUUCAUAAUUUUGGGGAAUUGAAGAAGCACUAAAUUUGAGUCCAUCGCCAAACUUUUUUCGUAAUGAGUCCUGCUUCCGCUCACAUUAAAAUUGAUUUGUUAUUACUGUCGCUCUUAACACACAAUCUAUAAUGAUGCACAAUAUAGCUACAUUUGUUGUCGAUGAAAACAGAAAUUGUUAAGUUAUUUAAUGUGUAACGAAUGUCAAUCAAAUGUGCACUACUUCAAUGUCUGCUGCUUGUGGUGUGAAUGUGUGUGUUUGGGUGGUGACUUCAGACUAUGUGUCUACCUCAGUGAGCAAGGCAACAAAGGGACCAUAACAGAUAUCAACAAUAUUUUAGGACUGCCUCUAACUUGACUGAUGGACCGUCAUGAAAAGUGCAUAGGAGUUGUUGCUUUCUGGGGUUUAAUUCAAUGUACAUGUAUACUGUAAGUCAUUUUCAAUUAGACACACUUGCACAAACGUUUUGUUAAAUUGAUUUUAAUUUUUUUGAUAAUUUAGAAUUUCUUUACCUCUGAGGAACUGUUGAUUACUCUGAUUUUUAAGCCUACUUUCUUGUCAAUCAAUCAAAGUUUACUUAUAUAGCCCUAAAUCACGCUUGUCUCAAAGGGCUGCACAAGCCACAACGACAUCCUCGUCUCAGAUCCCACAUCAGGGCAAGAAAAAAGUCAACCCAGUGGGAUGACAAUGAGAAACCUUAUGGUCUGAACCUCUGCUCUGAUGGCCUCUUGCUGCAUGGAGAUAGGAGUUCAGAACAUUCAGAAGUAUUCUCCAAUCCCAUUAUAACAAUGAUGUUUAAGAAACAACAUGAAAUCAAUUCAUUGUUGGAUUUUCCUAUAGUUGAUCAUGGAAAGCAGUGGUUGCCAACCUUUCUUAAGACCACGGACCACAUAAUGGACGGUAAUCUAUUUCUAUUUAUGUAUUUAUUAUGUUUAGUCGACAUUACCAUUGAGGACAGUUCUGCAUAGUUUAAUUUUAAACCAAAAUGAGCAAACCCAACAAAGAAUGUCAAUUUAAGUUUAAUUUUCAACAGUGAUCCCAAGAGCUCAACUUUGACCCUGGAGUAAAAUAAAUGUAUUUUUCAAAUGACCGUCCUUUUCUUUUCAAAAUUCAUAUGCAUAUAUGUAAAAAUGCAACAUGUGUCUAGUUUGUUUAAUCAUUGUUAUAUACAAUAUACCUGAUGUAUAUAUACUGUGUGCGUGUCUGUAUAUAUGUAUAGUAUACACAAUAUAUGAACACACAGUAUGUCGCAUUAAAUAAAGAAAUUAAACAAUAUGAAGCAUUCCAGAUUUUGAAAAGGUGCAAUGUUUGUCUGUUUUGCCAUACAGUACAGUACAUUAAAUGUCUGCGGUGUUCAAUUCCAUUGGUUCACGCCUUGUUUUAUUUUGUAAUCGUCACAAAUUUGAUAAAAAAUAAUAAACAGAGACCUGACUUUGUCUCGCGUUUUUAGCCAACGAUAUCUACGCUGUGCUGUUCAUAUGAUGAUAGAUGUCACAGGAGUUAGUGAGGAAUAGUGUCUUUGUUAGGGAACCUACAACCAUCAUGGUGAACAUUUGGGGUCGUAGGUUACUCGAAUGACCAGCGGGCGGCAGUAGAGAGCCAUAAAAAUAUGUACAGUAACUGCCUGAAAUGUCCCAAUUAUUGACACAGGCAGACACACAUUUCACGUGUAUCAUUCUUACAU